This is a messenger RNA of Diaporthe citri, 588 nucleotides long. RefSeq lists its product as uncharacterized. The record is from RefSeq and is a predicted model, not a curated record. Lineage: Eukaryota; Fungi; Ascomycota; Sordariomycetes; Diaporthales; Diaporthaceae. Gene Ontology annotation, molecular function: DNA-binding transcription factor activity, RNA polymerase II-specific; zinc ion binding. Gene Ontology annotation, biological process: regulation of DNA-templated transcription. The coding region runs from base 1 to 588 and encodes 195 amino acids. The transcript has 2 exons.
AUGUCUGACUUCGACGACCUCAGGGACGAUGCCGCCCCCGCCGCCGCCCACCCCGGCGAGGCAGAUGCGGCUGUCUCGGUCGCCGGCGACUCAACCGCCGCCGCCCCUGUCAACCCCCGGAAGCGCAAGAAGUCAUCACGCGCCUGUGACUUCUGCCAUGUGAACCACCAGCCUUGUGAUAAUGCAAAGCCACGGUGUGGCUAUUGCGAGAGACACAACAAGUCGUGUCUGUACCUGCGGCCCCAGAAGAAAAGAGGCCCUGCGCAGGGCUACCGGAGUGCUCUGCACACCCUGAGGGAGAGUGCCGCCGCGUGGGGCGCCGCCCUCAAUCUCAUCCCCAGCCUGGGCCCCGUGGUUGAAGGCUACCUGAAGCAGCCCGAGGGCAAAAGGCUCGUCAAGGCCAUCCGGGACCCGGCUCAGCAGGAGUUCUUCAUCCAGGCAUGGCAACAGAGCGGCGUGUUCAAGACCUUCUUUGCGGAUGAGAUAUCAGGGGAGACGAAGCAUCACACCGGAUGCGGCGACAUCUACCUCAGCAGCUCCUGCAUCGGCCCCUACAUUACCACAGCAGCCUUUGCUCGCGAACUCUGA